Molecule: messenger RNA, 969 nt
Organism: Paraglomus occultum
Lineage: Eukaryota; Fungi; Glomeromycota; Glomeromycetes; Paraglomerales; Paraglomeraceae
Source: the annotation of a GenBank genome assembly
AUGGAAACUCCCAUUAUCGCAGUUCCUUCUGUCAAUCAUGGUCCAUUAACUCAUUCGUAUACGUACUGUUCACCCAAACCUCACGAUUCGAAUAUGGGUGAAGCACAUAUAUUGGGUGUUGAUGAAGCAGGAAGAGGCCCCGUCCUUGGUCCGAUGGUAUAUGGAGUUUGUUACUGCCCGUUAUCGAAAUAUAAGGAAGUGUCUACACUUGGAUUUGUAGGUAGUAUCAACUUGAUCGCGAAUUGGAGUAUAACGAUAAGACAAGCUGAACAUUGGCGUAAUUUGGGAACAAUAGACUCGAAGACUUUGAAGGAGACGGAUCGAGAGGCACAUUUUACGUUGAUCCAGUCGCGUAAUGACAUCAUUGGAUGGAGCGUGCGAGUACUUUCACCUCAAGAAAUUUCGUGGAACAUGCUCAAUAAAUCCAAAUACAAUCUGAACGCCCAAGCGCACGAUGCAACAAUCAACCUCAUUAGAGAAGUCCUGUCAAUGGGAAUUAAUCUUAGAGAGGUUUAUGUUGACACAGUUGGUCCUCCAGAGUCAUAUCAGAAAAAGUUAUCGACCUUAUUUCCGUCCAUUGAUAUAACGGUUUCUAAGCAAGCAGAUAGCAAGUAUCCAAUUGUUAGUGCUGCAAGCAUAUGCGCCAAAAUAACCCGGGAUCACACUAUGAAACAUUGGGCAUUUGUGGAAAAAGUGAACACAUCCAGAAUAUUCGGAUCAGGAUACCCAAGUGACCCAAAUACGAUGGCAUGGUUGAAAUCUAAUAUUGAUUAUGUAUUUGGAUACCCACGUAUUAUAAGAUUCAGUUGGGCGACUUGUGGAACGAUAUUGGAGAAAGAGGCAGCAUUAGUCAAAUGGCCAAGCGACGACAAUAGCAAUAGUCAAGCCAUCAACAGCCUAUUGCAAGAAAAUGAUUACAAACAUAAAAGCAAACUUUUCGAAAAUAUGAAAAGCGUUAAUGACUUUUAG